Messenger RNA from Penicillium mononematosum, 411 nucleotides. RefSeq lists its product as uncharacterized. Gene Ontology annotation, molecular function: catalytic activity. The coding region runs from base 1 to 411 and encodes 136 amino acids. The transcript has a single exon. The record is from RefSeq and is a predicted model, not a curated record. NCBI's taxonomy places the organism in Eukaryota, Fungi, Ascomycota, Eurotiomycetes, Eurotiales, Aspergillaceae.
AUGGCGGAGUCCGAGCAACGUCAGCUGGCGUAUUGGCAGGAGCAGCUCGAGGGAAGCCAGCCCGCCGAGCUGCUCUGCGACAAGCCCCGGUCGGGCAUCUCCUCUGGGAAGGCGCAGGUCCACCACUUCAACCUCGAUGACCAGCUUUACCAGGACCUCCAGGCCUUCUGCCAAACACACCAGGCCACUCCCUUUGUGGUGCUCCUCGCCGCUUUCAGGGCGACGCACUACCGCGUACACCCAUAUUUCUUUAGUGUCACGUCUUGUCCUUCUUGUACUCGUGCAGGGAUGCUACCUAACCAAAAGUUCCCCCCAAUAAGCGAGACUACGACUUGCGAGACUUGGAGAUUUGCACAAACACUUGAAAAACUCUUCCACAUGAGGUGUUUUGGUUUAACUUUUGAUUUGUGA